Messenger RNA from Aspergillus glaucus CBS 516.65, 1740 nucleotides. RefSeq lists its product as uncharacterized. The annotation marks the transcript as partial. Lineage: Eukaryota; Fungi; Ascomycota; Eurotiomycetes; Eurotiales; Aspergillaceae. The record is from RefSeq and is a predicted model, not a curated record. The transcript has 3 exons.
CAUGAUUUGCACAGCCACCAGCCGGAGGGAUAAUGCAUCUUCUUUUACGAGUUGUACCAUAGAUGAACAUGACCCGCUAUGGUUGCGAAUCGAAGCUAUUUCAACAGAGAUAAGUGCAAAGACGAAUACAGUGCCGUUUCAGAGACAGGGUCCUCGAACGAAUGAAUUUGAUCACAAGUUCUCGGUUUUUGAACCGGUGCCGGAACCGCAUGGAGUGUUGCCUGGGAUCGAAGAAGUGCUUUUCGCGGCGUUCGAGGGAUCGAAAACGGAAGAGGUAGAAGGGCCACAGGAUGAGGGAGAUAUACCCGGCAUUGGAGAAGGACAAUGUCAACAAGAGGACUCGCGGAAAGUCUCUAAGGAUGCUCCAAUUGAGAACGGGACGGCAAUAGAUGAUACCCGCGAUUCGAGGAAUCUCAAUGACGCCCCCGGAGAUGCCCACACCGAGAACGACCCGGAACGACAUGAUGACGAAACGAAUGUCCCGAAUGCAGCGGAUAAGGACGGAGAGGUAUCGAGUGAAACCGCACGAGAUAAUGAGGAUAAAUCAGAUACCAGCGACGAUACGCACGCCAUCGCGGCUCCUGAACAGCAGACCAAGUCCAUGGAGUUUUUACCGCAGAAGCGAGAAAUCAUCGUCGGCGCAACAAAUGCUCCGAUUGAAGCGGACAAUGAGAAAGAGGCAUCGAAUGAAGCUGCACGAGACAACGAGAAAGACUUCGAUACUAAUGACGAUGCGCCCGCUAUCGCGGCUCCGAAACAGCAAACCGAGCCCACGGAGGUUUCACCCCAGAAGCGAGAAAUCAUCGUCGAUAACGGCCAUAAAGCUAUAACGGGCAGAUAUCCAUUAUUCGAACUACUUUCUUUAUCGACGACUUCCGGUGCUAUUAGCGUGGCUGUUGUACCGCAGCCGGCUUACCCUAUGAACCCCGAUGAACCGGCUAGAUUGCGGAUUCGGUCACAGUCGGGGAGUAUCUCCGUCUCUUUUACUGCACCAGCAGUUGCAUCUGUACCAGAGUUGGAAAGGCAGAUGGUUGAAUGUGCAGAAUAUGGAAACGGGAAAUAUCAAAACCCGCAUACUCUUCCCCUUCGUCCGUACGAGAUCGAAAUCGAGACGGAUAGUGGCACCAUCUCCGGACGCUUCAUCGUCUCUACAUCUGUGCACCUCUCCACCAAAAGCGGCAGUAUCAAUGCAAACCUCAUCCCGAUUGCGUCCGACCUAGAGCAAAGCGUGUCCAUCCUCACUCAGACAACAUCCGGAAGUCAACAGAUCCACCUUACAAAUCCCGUCUACCUGUACAGCUCCCAACGAGACGGAUCAAGGUCGAGUGCAACACGAGCGCCCGCAGCUCAUUUUAGUCAUGGUGGAGGCAGUAUGCAGAUUAGGUAUCCGUCUGAUUGGACCGGGAUUGUGCGUGCACCGCCAGGGUCUGGGAGUACUAGCCUGGUUGGACAGGGAAUGAAUGUUGUUCGGAGAGAAGAUGGGUCUGUGGAGGGGUGUAUAAACGGGAAUGGGAGAGGAGAUUGGUGGGGAGCAUCGGGUAUGGAUGUUUCUCUGGGGUCAAGGGGGGCUGCGAUGUUUCUUGUUGGGUGAGCUCAAAUGGCCUGUUUACUCCAGAAAAGAAUAAUUUGAACAGUAUAUAAUUCAUCAGGUCACUACAACAAGAAAUCUACACCAGCCAAAACAGACAAAAAUCUCACCCCCAAUAUUUUUCAGCCAUAUCCAGGAAUUCAUCUUCCGUG